Messenger RNA from Meloidogyne enterolobii, 840 nucleotides. The record is from the annotation of a GenBank genome assembly. Lineage: Eukaryota; Metazoa; Nematoda; Chromadorea; Rhabditida; Meloidogynidae.
UUAAGAGCUUCAGGAUUAAAAUCGGGAGAUAGACAAGCAUUGCUACAAAUGUUGAUGCAGCUCUCUGGAAGUAUUGGACAUGUUAAGGAAGCGAUUGAGUUGCUUAAAUCUCUCAACUUUUUCGAAAUUGAACCAGACUUUAGGGAGGCAAACAAAAAGAUUAUUAAUGCCUACAAAAAAGUUGAGCGUUCCUUUGACAACGAACAAAAAUAUGAUAUAGAUAGUAGAGGGUGGACAUUUCUUGACCAUCGUCAAUUCGACCAGUUAUGCAAAGAGCAACAUGCAGACUUCCCCGAAGAGUUGAGGAAAGAGACUGAACGAUUUUCUCAGUUGGACAGGAUAGGGAGAGAACAGGCUUUAUGGAAACGGAUUGAAAGAAUAGCGAGGAACAUUCCUGAUGAAUAUGCCGAUAAAUUGGAUGAAAGGAGGAGGAGAAAAAUUGAAAAAUUGUACAGGGGAAAAUUCCGUUUUAAAAGACAGGCGGGUGUUGAAGUUGGACAGCCUGUGAUUCUAGCCCCUUUCAUGUUCACUCCAACUAUGGGUCUCUCAGUUCUAGGCCCUCUCAUUUUAUCACCAAGCAUUUUUGCUCCUCAAAUUUUGGCUCCUUCCGUCCUCAGCCCUUUUGUGCUAUCGCCUGGAGCUCCUAUGCCGUUUAUCCUUUCUCCUUUUGUUUUAGGCCCUUUUAUUCUCUCUCCAAUGGCUUUAACACCUUUUAUUUUAACUCCUUACGUUCUAUCACCUAAUAUAUUAAAUCCGUAUGCACUGUCUCCAUUGAUUCUAAGUCCUAAUGUAAUUUUUUUAUAUUUUUAUAUAGACAUUCAAACUUGUAGAAAUAUAUAA